ACGCUGGUGCGCGUCGCCAUCGGACGCGCGGCUGAGGGGUUGGACUUCCAGCGCGCGGAGCCGCGUCUUCGCCAGUCGCCCCUCGUUGCGCGCUGGAUAUGGAUCAGGACGCAGCGCGCCUCCCUGCUCUCCCCCGCCGACGGGCUGCCCUCCGCGGCGCAUGAGACGAGGAGAACCAAGGGGCCCAAAUGAACCACCGCCUGCCCGCCUCCCCCGGCCUGCAAUGGCUUAACAGGAGAGACAUGAGUGUCCGGGCGGAGGACAGCAUCUCCCUGUGCCAAAGGGCUCUCCGGAUCAUUACGGAACUUUGUCUCGCGGGGCAAGUGGACCAGGAGACGUGUUCGGAUGUAUUUCCCCUGGAGAGCAGCAUUCCAGGUAAAGGACAUGCAGACAUCUCUAUUAGUCUCCUUGCCGUGGUCGUGGGUUUCUGUGGCCUCGCCCUGUUGGUAGUCUCUCUCUUUGUCUUCUGGAAGCUGUGCUGGCCCGUCUGGAGGAGCAAGGCCCUGUCGGCCCACGCCGAAAGCGGCCCGCGGGCGGGUUUCCCCCCCGAGGCCCCUCCGCCCGGCUCCCCGCCGCGGGUCGGCGGGUGCGAGGCGGCGGAGCCGGAGAAGAAGCGCCCGCCGGAGGCGAAGGCCAACGGGCGGAGCACCGUCAAGCUCCUGGAGGCGGCCAUGAAGAUCAGCCAGACGUCUCCGGACAUCCCCGCCGAGGUGCAGACCGCCCUGAGGGAGAAGCUCAGCCAGCAGGCUAAGAUCCAGAGGCAGACCACGGAGCCCACCUCCUCCUCCAGGCACAACUCAUUCCGCCGCCACCUGCCUCGCCAGAUGAACGUCACCAGCUUUGACUUCAGCAUGGACACGGUGCCCCUCCGCCAGUCGUCCACUGUGAGCAUCGGAAGGAUAAAGCCGGAACUCUACAAGCAGAAAUCUGUGGAGUCGGAGGACGGCGGCAAAGAGCCGGCGGAGACCUGCGGAAAGCUCAGCUUCUCGCUGUGCUACGACCACGAGGAGCAAGCCUUGGUGGUGAGGAUCCUCAAGGCCUUGGACCUGCCCGCCAAGGACUUCACGGGCACCUCCGACCCGUACGUGAAGAUCUACCUGCUGCCGGAGAGGAAGAAGAAGUACCAGACGAGAGUCCAGCGCAAGAAUCUCAACCCCAUGUUCGACGAGACCUUCCGCUUCCCCGUGGUGUACGACGAGAUCUGCAGCCGCAAGCUGCACUUCAGCGUCUACGACUUCGACCGCUUCACCAGCCACGACAUGAUCGGCGAGGUGGUGGUGGACAACCUCUUUGAACUCUCCGACCUUUCCAGGGAGGCCGUGGUGUGGAAGGAUAUUCAUGCGGCGACCACAGAGAGCAUCGACCUGGGAGAGAUCAUGUACUCGCUGUGCUACCUCCCCACAGCAGGACGAAUGACCGUAACCGUCAUCAAAUGCAGAAACCUCAAAGCCAUGGACAUCACAGGCUCCUCAGACCCUUACGUCAAGGUUUACCUGAUAUGCGACGGACGGAGGUUGAAGAAGCGAAAAACCACCACCAAGAAGAGCACGCUGAACCCCGUGUACAACGAGGCCAUCAUCUUCGACAUCCCCCCGGAGAACGUGGAGCAAGUCAGUCUGUCCAUCAUGGUGAUGGACUACGACCGGGUCGGACACAACGAGGUGAUCGGCGUGUGUCGCACCGGGCCGGACGCCGAGGGUCUCGGGCGGGAUCACUGGAACGAAAUGUUGGCUUACCCGCGGAAGCCCAUCACCCACUGGCACGCUCUGGGAGAGUGGCCCGGAAGAGCAGCAAGCUUUGAGAGUCAAGGUUCGUGCGCCUCACCCAAACCGCCGCGGACGCCCUGACGGGCCCGCGUCGCCCGGCGAGUCCCUCUGUGAAGAACCAUCCCAUCACGUGUGUUUGCUUUCAGCGUAGCUCCGUUCGUGUUUGUUCGAUCUCGGGUCCUUCAAGUGCUCUGCGGAGCUGUUCAUGGACAGAACUCACUGUCGACUGAUUUAAAAAAAAAAAAAAAAACGUGGGUUUUAUUCCUUCGUUAAUCCGCUCUGAAAUUCUCCCUGAAGGCUUUACAUUUACACGGACCACCUGAGUGGUUUCACUCCCACCAUUCGCUUGUAGCUGCGUCCACCUUUUAGGAUUCCGAGCCCUGCAGUGACGUAGCAUUUCCCCCUUUUGAAGUGGCAGGAAAGUUGAAACGCUUGAUGAAAAUCAUUUAAUAAAUUCAGGUCUUGGCUGGAGAAUGCUGUUAAUUGAGCAUUCACCGGGGGCUCGGUGAAUCUCUCUCAAAAGGUCAACAGUUGUAUGAAACCAGCGGCACCUGCAGAUAUUAGACGAGUCGACGGGACCCUCAAAGGUAGAGAAAGCGUAGCAGAGACAUGUAGCAAACUACAAAAGACCAUCCGUGCUUAAAAGAACCAAUGUGUUCAAAUUGUAUUUUUGUCCCUUAUUCUAGCAAAGGACAACUGGGAGUUUAUUCCAGUCGGUGUGUUUGAGGUUCUGAUCAUCGGCCCUCAGAGUCUUAAUGACAAACCUGUACAGAGAAAUAAGCAAAACAAAAGACUUUAGACUUUCGGUGACAAUUUAUUUUUGUACACGGUAGAUCAUUUAUCGCCCGAUUGUAUUGCGCCUAUAGCUUCAUCAAAUGCGGUUAAAGCGCUGUUCAAACUGCAAAUGUCUACAGUGUCCAUCGACCAAUAACUGGGCCCAGCUGUGGUUCUUAUCUUUCUCAUACGCAACAGAUGUUGUUUGGGCCGACGGAACUGAAGGUCGCCGGCUCGGAGGGCCUAUUUUUAAAAUGGUAACAUAUUUUCACCAAAGCCACCAUUGUCAUAACAAACUGCACGAUGUGCCGUGUGAAGAUAGAACGCUUGACAGGAACAGCCACAGUAACUGGGGGGGCGGAGCUUAUCUCAUUUGGCUGAAUAGGGCCAAACGGCACCAAAAUAAAAUUGCAUAAUCGUAUACUAAGCUACUUUUCAUAUAAAAUGUAAUGAAAAAUUGCACUUUAAUAAGUUGGAUAGAUUAAUUACAAAAGUAUUGCAAGUGAAGUACAGGCUCACAUAUGCAUGACGUGUUGUUACGCAAGUGUUUUACACCAAAAAUAUUAUAAUUUGCAUAAAAGCUGGCCAGUUCCAAACUGAUUGUAGGUGUUGACGUGACGAAGCAUGAGGUCCUGAUUGUUAGUCACGUGACCGCGGAGUAGAGUGUGAACAGAAUGCUAAUUGCUAAUUUAGUGAGCAGUACAAAACUGACCGAGUAUGUUGUGUCAAUACACAAGUAUGCAAUUACCAACACAAACUUUGUUGCACAACAACUUUUCCUCACCUGUCACAAAUUCAGGGAAUUAUAAUUGAUAAAAUACUUGGAACUGUUACGUGCAGGUUUUUUUUACAUGGAGCCAUAUAAAGUGAAGUUCCACGUGUCGAAACAUUGACUUGGUUUCUUCUCAUAUGUGAGUAAUAAGAAAAUAUCAAGAAAGCCAACAUAGUGAAUAGAAAACGAGGCUGUGUACUGUUAUCUUACUUGCACAUGGAUAUAACGAUGCCCUUGAAGAGAAAAUUAUUUUUACUUGUAGCAUGCGUCUCACCACUUUUAAAAACACACAGAGGGAAAACACAAGAAAUGCAUAUGUGAGAGUAUUUGUAUAUAGUAUACCUGCCAACUGGCACUGUUUGUAUUCAAACGUGAAAUUUAAGAAGUCGUCGUGAACUUAUUUCUAUUGUUUGGUGAUAACUUGAAACAGCUCAUUCUUGUAAUUGAGUCACUUGUUUAUACUCGUUCUAUGAUAGUUGUGAACAAUUAGCCAAACUGGAGACCAGGCGACUACCUUAUUAUUCCAUGUUUAGCAGUUUAGAGCGUUUGGUCUGUAAUUGUUUGCAUAUUUGUUGAUUCCGUAUCGAGCAAGAACAAGUGCAACUGCCGUCAUAAUGUGUACAGUUUGUGAUAACUUUUGUAACACUUUAAAGUAAACAAAUUGAAAUAUGAUUUAUUGUAUGUUUCAUAUGUAUUUUAACUAAAAAAUAAAAUAAAAAUCCUACCUUUGGCA
This is a messenger RNA of Gasterosteus aculeatus aculeatus (three-spined stickleback), 4045 nucleotides long. It is a transcript of the gene syt10, whose product is annotated as synaptotagmin X. The record is from RefSeq and is a predicted model, not a curated record. Gene Ontology annotation, biological process: calcium-ion regulated exocytosis. NCBI's taxonomy places the organism in Eukaryota, Metazoa, Chordata, Actinopteri, Perciformes, Gasterosteidae. Gene Ontology annotation, molecular function: phosphatidylserine binding; calcium ion binding; clathrin binding. Gene Ontology annotation, cellular component: plasma membrane; exocytic vesicle.